AUCGCAGCCGCCAAAAUGAAGUUCAAUCCUUUUGUGACUUCCGACCGGAGCAAGAACCGCAAACGGCAUUUCAAUGCACCUUCUCACAUUCGGAGGAAGAUCAUGUCUUCCCCACUUUCCAAAGAGCUGAGACAGAAGUACAAUGUUCGCUCAAUGCCCAUUCGAAAGGAUGACGAAGUUCAGGUUGUCCGGGGACACUACAAAGGCCAGCAGAUUGGCAAAGUGGUCCAAGUGUACAGGAAGAAAUACGUCAUCUACAUUGAACGGGUGCAGCGGGAAAAGGCUAAUGGCACAACUGUCCACGUGGGCAUCCACCCCAGCAAGGUGGUGAUCACCAGGCUAAAGCUGGACAAAGACCGAAAGAAGAUCCUGGAAAGGAAAGCCAAGUCUCGACAAGUAGGAAAGGAGAAGGGCAAAUACAAGGAAGAAACGAUGGAGAAGAUGCAGGAGUAGGGGCGUCUCAUACAGUUUUCAUUAAAGACUGCUUGAGUAAAAAAAAAAAAAAAAAAAUCUAGGCACAACCCUACAGAAGAGAGUGGACAGGCAAAGACAGGCAGAUCUCAGGAGCUCAUUGGCCAUCCAACCAAGACGAAGUGAGCGCCAAGCUCUGUGGAAGCCCUUAUAGCAAAAUUAGGUAGAGUGCAUUGAAGAGGACAGACAAACCCUGGAAGCUCAUUGGCCAGCCAGUCUAGCUAAUCAGUGAGCUUCAGGUUCAGUGAGAGACUAAAAGGAGGGAUCGACAGAGGAAAGACACUCAGCAUUAGCCUCUGGCCUCCUCACAUUCUUGUGUACACAGUAACAUCCAUAUUAACAAGUACAUAAGCCAGCACACACUGCCCCUCCCUCUAAAAUACAGUGUUCUUCAAGAUGACCCCACAAAGGGCCUCCAUGGCGCUACACACUCUUAAUCCCAGCACUUGAGAGACAGAGGCAGGCAGAUCUAUGUGAAUUUGAGACCAGCCUUCUCUACAUAGUUCCAAGACAGCCAGGGCUACAUAGAGAGACCCUGUCUCAAAAACAAAGAAAAGAACCAGAGAGGAGACCCAGUGAGCAACAGUUCUCCAGCACUCUGGAGACCAUCCAAUAUGUAUAAUUGUCCCCAAGCAGUAGAACUGUGCCGGCUUCUUCACCCAGCUCAUGAGGGCAAGCCACUUUUAUGUCUUAGCCACUCAUCCUAAGAGCUUCCUUCUGACAGCCCAGAAUUCCUCUUGGCUAAUUCACAGUGCCAUCAGAGCAUCACGUCGCAGCCCAGCCUGUGUUAGAGCCUCCAGAGAGCCUCUGUAAGACCUUUUUGCAGUGGUAUUUCAAAAUCAUCAAACCAUUGAGAUACAUGGUACAUAGUUAACCCAAGUCAUUGGACUCAAUUUUUUUCUUGACACAUUCUAACAUUUUCAGAGAAAAAUAUGGCCCAAGGAGAAGAUGCAGCUGCUCAACCAUAGCCUGAACAGAAAAACUUUGUUCAAUCAACAAAACGUGGUUCUCUAUCCCUCUGCUCCCGCACCAGCUUCUCAGAUGACUAUGUGUAGAUCAGUGGGGUUCCAGAUGC
Messenger RNA from Microtus oregoni (creeping vole), 1546 nucleotides. Its product is annotated as 60S ribosomal protein L26-like. Gene Ontology annotation, molecular function: RNA binding; structural constituent of ribosome. Lineage: Eukaryota; Metazoa; Chordata; Mammalia; Rodentia; Cricetidae. The transcript has a single exon. Bases 16 to 453 code for a protein of 145 amino acids. The record is from RefSeq and is a predicted model, not a curated record. Gene Ontology annotation, biological process: ribosomal large subunit biogenesis; cytoplasmic translation. Gene Ontology annotation, cellular component: ribosome; cytosolic large ribosomal subunit.